Histoplasma mississippiense is the source of this 1491-nucleotide messenger RNA. RefSeq lists its product as hypothetical. Gene Ontology annotation, cellular component: endoplasmic reticulum. Bases 1 to 1491 code for a protein of 496 amino acids. Gene Ontology annotation, biological process: GPI anchor biosynthetic process. The transcript is spliced from 2 exons. NCBI's taxonomy places the organism in Eukaryota, Fungi, Ascomycota, Eurotiomycetes, Onygenales, Ajellomycetaceae. The record is from RefSeq and is a predicted model, not a curated record.
AUGUCCAAGUACACCGGGGCGGCGCCUUUCCGCCUCCUUGUCCUCGCCGACCCCCAGCUAGAAGGUGACUCGUCCCUCCCAAAUCCAAAAGACAGCUUCCUAAAGCGUCUGGCCGGUUACCGAGAAGCAAUUACAUCUGCAGAUACUUGGGACGAUGUCCUGCUUGCGAUCCUGGGCAGUCUCCGGGACAUGCUGCUAGUCGAUCUCCCACGUUCGCUCAGAGCGACACGCAAACGGAUAGACCUCUUCGGCAAUGAUUUCUACCUAGCUCAUAUAUACCGGUCGUUGCAUUGGUGGUCGAAACCGACGCAUGUUACUGUGUUGGGUGAUCUGAUCGGGAGCCAAUGGGUGACCGAUGGGGAAUUCGAACGGCGCGCGUGGAGGUAUUGGAACCGCGUUUUUCGUGGUGGCGUUAGGGUCGAUGACGACAUUACCAUCACGGGUAGUGAGGAUGUACAUGGGAGGGAUGUGAAGGUGGUUGAGGACUUACCAUUAGAUAUGCAAGGUGGCGACGGAACUACUGGGCCAUGGGAACGUCGCAUUAUCAAUGUUGCCGGGAACCAUGAUGUUGGAUACGCGGGCGAUAUCAGCGACCAACACACGUACAAGUUCAUCAACGACGUGAUCCAGCGACGAUCCAAGCCAGUCGAAGACCGGAGCAGCUUCACACUCCUACUAACCCAUCUUCCACUCCACAAAAGCGAAGGGAUCUGUAUCGAUGCUCCCUAUUUCCGCUUCUACGACCAGGACGAUCCAAAGCCGCCACAGGAACAUGAACCAAGGUAUAAAGCUGGGGGCUUGCGGGAGCAGAACCAUCUGAGCCAGCAUGCCAGUCAUUCAGGAAUACUUCAGGGGUUGUUCGGUAUGAGCGGGAGCCCAAAUGCUCCCGCUGGGGGGAUGGGCCGGAACGGUCUUGUGUUAACCGGCCACGAUCAUGUUGGGUGUGACGUUCUGCACUUUGUCAAUCGAUCUGCGACACCAGCAGAUGAUCCGGAGGGGGCCAUGUCACCGGGCUGGUCGUGGGAUGCGACAAGAUAUGCUAGAAGCCGCUCCUCUCCCUCUUCGCUCUCAUCACCGUUGCCAGCUGAUACGCCUAAUAUUAGAGAGGUUACCCUUCGCUCGAUGAUGGGAGCAUAUGGCGGCAAUGCGGGCUUCCUUUCUUUGUGGUUCGACUCUGAUCCUUCCGUGCAGGAAUGGAGAUAUGAGAUUUCCACUUGCCGGUUUGGCGUGCAGCAUAUGUGGUGGGCCACCCAUAUUAUUGCGAUUGUGACGGCCGUUCUCUUUGUAGUCUCUGCGACGUUGGGUGUCUGGGGUUGGAUGUUUGGUCAAGUGGCUGCGGGAUCGAAUGCAAAGGGGGUCAAGGGUGAGGCCCUGGCUAGUAAAAGAGCUGACUUAGUGAAGAGGACGCAGGAUGCGAAAACACGAACUACUAACUCGGGGAGACGCGAUGGUCCCAGAGAGGAUUUGAAGCGGAACGCAAAUGAUAAAUGA